Molecule: messenger RNA, 2532 nt
Organism: Acromyrmex echinatior (Panamanian leafcutter ant)
Lineage: Eukaryota; Metazoa; Arthropoda; Insecta; Hymenoptera; Formicidae
Gene: PPO
Product: phenoloxidase subunit A3
Molecular function (GO): oxidoreductase activity
Source: RefSeq, a predicted model, not a curated record
CAAAGUACUCAGCAACGUAAAGACUUAUACGUUGUCUCAGAAGCAACGUCGUGAUCCUUACUUUUAUUUCCAUUAUAGUUUCUGUUAUAGUUUCGAUUCCGAAGUACGGUUGCGUGAUCGUCAAUUUUGUCAAGUUAGUGCGCGCACUUGUUGAUUGUCAAAAUGGAAAGCAAGAAAUCAGAUAUUCUAUAUCUGUUUGAUCGACCGGCGGAGCCUGUGUACGUACCCAAGGGAGAAAACAAAGUCGCUUUUGAUGUACCAGCUAACUACUUGCCUGAGUCUCGGCAACAGAUGGCUCCUGCCAUUGUAAGUCGUUUCGCCGAUGAUACCUCGUCAAAGGUUCCAGUGAAGCAAAUCAGUCUGCCUGACUUGAGUGUUCCCCUUCAACUUGGACGUCGAGAACCUUUCUCUCUUUUCAUUCCUAAGCAUCGAAAAUUAGCCGCGCGACUUAUCGACAUCUUCUUGGGUAUGCGAACAUAUGACGACUUUCUUUCGGUAUCGGUUUACUGUCGCGAUCGCGUUAAUCCCGAGAUGUUCAUUUACGCACUCUCGGUGGCGAUCCUGAAUCGUCCAGAUACCAAGAAUUUACCGAUACCACCACUAUCAGAAAUUUUCCCGGACAAGUACAUAGACAGUGGGAUAUUUUCCAGGGCAAGAGAGGAAGCCAACGUUGUACCGGCUGGCUCCAGGGUGCCUAUUGAAAUUCCGCGGGAUUAUACUGCGUCGGAUCUUGACGAGGAACAUCGCGUAGCUUACUGGAGGGAAGAUAUUGGGAUUAAUCUUCAUCACUGGCACUGGCAUCUGGUCUAUCCAUUUGAGACCGACAUCAGGAUUGUUAACAAGGAUCGGCGUGGCGAGCUAUUCUACUAUAUGCACCAUCAGAUCCAAGCCAGAUAUAACGCUGAGCGUCUGAGCAACCGAUUGGGCCGAGUGAAGCGUUUCCACAAUUGGCGCGAACCGAUCCCGGAGGGUUACUUUCCUAAGUUGGAUUCGUUGGUGGCCAGUCGCACUUGGCCCGCUCGCCCCGCCGGUGCCAUUCUUAAAGAUAUCAACCGUCCUGUGGAUCAAUUGAACUUCGACCUUCAAGACUUAGAGAGAUGGCGUGAUCGCAUAUAUGAAGCCAUUCACACCGGCGCUUACAUCAACCCCCGCGGCGAGAGGGUGCCUUUGACCGAGUUCGGCGGCGUAGAUGUGCUUGGUAACAUCAUGGAGGCAAGCAUCCUUUCGCCCAAUCAAAAUGUGUACGGAGAUCUUCACAAUCUCGGUCAUGUCGCCAUCUCUUACUGCCACGAUCCUGAUCAUCGCUACUUGGAAACUUUCAGUAUCAUGGGAGAACCGGCCACCGCUAUGAGAGAUCCCAUCUUCUACAGAUUCCAUGCUUUCACUGACGAUGUAUUCCUAGAGCACAAGAAUACACUUCCCGAGUACAGCCUACAGCAGUUGGACUUCCCUGGUGUAGUAAUCACAGACAUAGCAGUGCAGACUCCGAAUCAACCGGCAAAUCAGAUUUCGACUUUCUGGACCAAGAGCGACGUCGAUCUAUCCCGCGGUCUGGACUUUACGCCUCGCGGUGCCGUUCUCGCAAGAUUCACCCAUCUGAAUCAUACAGACUUCACAUAUAGAAUCGUCGCCAACAAUCGUAAUAAUGCACCGCGACGAGGAACUGUUCGUAUAUUCAUCGCGCCCAAGCAAGACGAACGUGGAUUGCCUUUUGUCUUUAGAGACCAGAAGGAGCUCAUGAUUGAGAUGGACAAGUUCACUGUAUUACUGAAACCGGGAUCAAAUACCAUCGAGCGUAAAUCAACGGAGUCUUCGGUAACUAUACCGUUUGAAAGGACGUUCCGCAAUCUCGAAGAGAACAGACCAAUCGGCGGCGAUAACCUGGAACAGUUCAACUUCUGCGGAUGCGGCUGGCCACAGCACAUGCUGGUACCUAAGGGCAAGGAGGAGGGAUUCCCGAUGGACCUCUUCAUCAUGAUAUCCGAUUACACCGGUGACGCGGUGGAACAGGACGAACCGACUGGAUGCAAGGACGCGGCGAGUUUCUGCGGCCUGCGGGACCGCAAGUAUCCGGACGCGCGACCGAUGGGCUUUCCAUUCGAUCGUAGAGCCCGUACUGGCGUGGAAACCCUGGCCCAAUUCUUGACCGGCAAUAUGGCAGUCGCGCAGAUUACCAUCCGCCACACGGAUACUGUAUUGCCGCGAAUGCGAUCCGGAAGUAUGAGCAAUACUCUCACCUUCGCCUGAUCCGAUGAUUGAUCGACCAACCAAACGCGACAGAUCGCUCUCGCUCACCUCCGCCGAGGAUUCCAACGUCUCCGUUCCUACCACGCAUUCUUGAGUAGCAAUCCAGCAAUAUCCGUUGUAGAAUCGCGACUGAUUGCAUGGAAACGCGACACGUUUCUCAUCCUAGUCUAUAUCCUAGGAUGGUGAACGCCGGGAAUGACGGCGACGGGACGGGAGUUGAUAAAAAGCUGGAGGUGGGCGAGACGCUAUUUCCAUAUCUCAAUGACGGAGGAUUAUCCGAGGAAC